Plasmodium relictum is the source of this 798-nucleotide messenger RNA. Its product is annotated as septum formation protein MAF homologue, putative. Gene Ontology annotation, molecular function: nucleoside triphosphate diphosphatase activity. The transcript has a single exon. NCBI's taxonomy places the organism in Eukaryota, Apicomplexa, Aconoidasida, Haemosporida, Plasmodiidae. The coding region runs from base 1 to 798 and encodes 265 amino acids. The record is from RefSeq and is a predicted model, not a curated record.
AUGAAAGAAUUUUCUCAUAUAAUUGGUUUAGGGGAUAUAUUUCAAAAUGAAAAAAAAUGUUGGGUGCUACUAGCAAGUAAAUCACCAAGAAGAAUAGAAUUAAUGAGAUUAAUUGGAAUAAAAAAUUUAUAUAUUUGUGAUUCUAAAUUUGAAGAAAAUUUAGAUAAAAACAAGUUUUCUUGUGCUGAAGAUUAUGUUAGGGAAAAUGCUUUGCGUAAAGGUUUAAACGUUGUUGAACACAUAUGGUUUAAUAACAAAAAAUAUGAAAAUACUAAAGAAGAUAUUAAUCAUAAUGGAAAAAAUGAAGCAAAUGAAAGAGAAGAAUGUAUAGAGAAAUUUAACAAAAGUGAGAUAAAAAAAUAUGAAGUGAAAAGUCUUUAUAGCAAUUUUGAUCCAUUACCACAUAUAAUUAUUUCUUGUGAUACUAUUGUUGCUCUGAAGGAUGAUAUAAUAGAAAAACCAUUAAAUAAAAUACAUGCUUAUGAAAUAUUGAAAAAAUUAUCUUCUAAAAUCCACACUGUUUACACAGCUGUAUGUAUAUUUUUAUAUAAAACUAAAAUACCAAUCAUAUUUGUUGAAAAAACAGAUGUACACUUUGAUGAAUUACUAGAAAAGGAUAUUUUAGAAUAUAUCAAUUUGAAAGAACCAUAUGAUAAAGCAGGUGCUUAUUCUAUUCAAGGUAUUGGUAGCCAAUUUAUAAAAAAAAUAGAUGGAUGCUAUUAUAAUGUUAUGGGAUUACCUAUACAUAAAUUAUCAAAAACUUUAACAAAAUUAUACCUAGAAAAAAAGUUCUCAUAA